ACUUUAUCAAAAUGCUAGACUUUCCUAUUCAAUGCGAACAAUCGUUGAUACUACAAAAGUUGCACCUGAAAAAUUUGAUAGAACAAAGUUUUUAGAAGGAGAUACUGUAAUAUUACGUGAUACAACGAAAAAAAUUAAAGGUCCAAGGAUAGCAUUAGUAGGACCUUUAAUCAAAGGUUCAAAAACUGAAAAGUAUGGUGAAAUAUUUUGUCAUGAUUCUAUAAUUGGAAAAUCCGUACGUUCUAUUGUUAAAACCAAUAAAGAAAAAUCUUUUACGCUUCAUUUUCCAACUCUGGAUGAAUAUAUAUUAAAGAUUUCACGACAUACCACGCCAAUAUAUCCAAAAGACGCUAACACAAUAGUUGCGCUUCUUGAUUUACAUCCAUAUUCAAGAAUAUUAGAGGCAGGUACGGGAAAUGGAUCUUUAACUUUGUAUUUAGCAAGAGCAAUAUACCCGACAGGUCAUAUACAUACAAUAGAUAUAAAUUCAGAUAGUAUUCAUAAGGCUCAGAAAAAUAUUAGACAAUAUUUUCGAGGAAUAUAUUACGAUAACAUAACCUUUAGUACAGGUUCUUGUUCUAAUAUAUUAAGUUCUUUACCCGGAAGUGCAGAAAAAUAUGAUGGUGUAGUAUUAGAUAUGCCAGAACCUUGGUUAGAAUUAUCUUGGAUUAUGCCAAAAUUAAAAUUAGAUGGGUUCAUUAUAUGUUAUUUGCCAAAUAUUACUCAAAUAUUAGAGUUAAUUAAAAUUAUCAGAGAAAAUAAAUUUAAAUUGGCUACUAUUCAAGUGUUAGAAGUUCAGUGGAGGCCAUGGGAAGUUAGAGCUACUGUUAUUAGAAGUAAAAUGGGUGAGAAUGUUCCUUUUUCAGUAAAUAAGUUGAUAAUGGAUAAUAAAAUACCCGAAAAAGCUUUAGCUUAUGUUUGUAAGCCCGCUUAUAUGCCAUCAAGUCAUUCCGCAUUUUUGGUACAAUUAAAGAAAAUCGAAGAGGAUUCACUAGAAAAGGUGAAAUUUCAGAAUUUAUAUGAUCUAGGAGAAUCAGGAUAUUUAAAGAAUUCAGAAGAUUCGGAGGACUCAGAAGAUUCGGAAGACUCGGAAGACUCAAAAGAUUCGGAAGAUUCGGAAGACUUGGAAGACUCGGAAGAUUCAGAAGAUUCGGAAGAAUCGGAAGAAUCGAUAGAUUCAGGGAAGAUUCGGAGGAUUCGGAAGAUUCAUAUGGUUGAUUUCUUAUAAAAAUUAAAAAUAAUAAAAUGAGAAAAUAACAAAUCUUUACCUGCACAAGCUAAAAAAACCUUUAUCGAUAAUGAAUAGUGCUAU
Molecule: messenger RNA, 1312 nt
Organism: Rhizophagus irregularis DAOM 181602=DAOM 197198
Lineage: Eukaryota; Fungi; Glomeromycota; Glomeromycetes; Glomerales; Glomeraceae
Biological process (GO): mitochondrial tRNA methylation
Cellular component (GO): mitochondrion; tRNA (m1A) methyltransferase complex
Molecular function (GO): tRNA (adenine(58)-N1)-methyltransferase activity
Source: RefSeq, a predicted model, not a curated record